AUGUCAUCAACAAAGUAUGAGAUUGAGAAAUUCACCGGUGUGAAUGAUUUCGGUUUAUGGCACUUGAAGAUGCUAGCUCUUCUUGUUCAACAGGAUUUGUUAGAAGCGUUGAAAGGAUCAGAUAAUAUGGAAAGGGGAAGACAUAUAGGUUACCUGGAAGAGUUUGGAAAGGAAUUCGCAAAGGAGUUUGGGAAGGAGUAUGCCAAGGAAUCUUACUCAAAAAAGUUUGAAAAAACCAAGAGAAAUCUGCAACAUGAAAGGAACAAAAGCUAUUGGUUAACUGUUGCACUAAUAGUGUCAUGUGUGUUGUUUGCCAUUGUAUUCAAUAUGAUGUAG
Messenger RNA from Lathyrus sativus (Indian pea), 336 nucleotides. The record is from the annotation of a GenBank genome assembly. NCBI's taxonomy places the organism in Eukaryota, Viridiplantae, Streptophyta, Magnoliopsida, Fabales, Fabaceae.